Molecule: messenger RNA, 459 nt
Organism: Punctularia strigosozonata HHB-11173 SS5
Lineage: Eukaryota; Fungi; Basidiomycota; Agaricomycetes; Corticiales; Punctulariaceae
Exons: 5
Coding region: 1-459 (152 amino acids)
Molecular function (GO): fatty acyl-CoA hydrolase activity
Source: RefSeq, a predicted model, not a curated record
AUGCAGCAGAAACUGUCAACGUACCGAGGAUUUGCACAGGAGAUGGUCAGACGCACAAAGCUCGUUGAAGUGGAUAUGAGGCCAAAUGCGGAAGAACCGACACGCAAGGAAGCCAGAGUUGUCUGUGAGGUGGAUGUACAAGACGAUAUGCUCAAUCCUCAUAACGUACAUGGAGGAUGCAUGGCCACUCUCAUUGACAAUUGCACUUCUCUGCCAUUGUCCGUGUGGAACGUAGCAGCUGGAGGACCAGGCACAUCAGGAGUGUCACAAUCAUUGGCAGUGUGGUAUCACGCCCCAGCACCCAAGGGUAGCCGUCUCCGCUUGAUCAGCACCACCACGGCAGUUGGGUCUCGAACCAUGAUGGUUCGUUGCGAGGUUUGGGAUAUCACUCACCAUCGGCUGGUAGCAACCGGCGUCCAUACCAAACUGGAGCCGUCCGUCUCCAAGAGCAAAUUGUAA